CUCUGUACAUUGCGUAUUCACAUUCGCAUGGUCUUUUUUCGAAUCUUAAGAUUAGUCUACAUCUCUUCCUGUUCGUUCACACACAGAACUUGUACAGCACAAUUUUAAAUAGUAUUGCUACAUAAUUACCUUAAUUAUUUAGUACCGGUUGGUAAAAUUUUUCAAUUUUUUUAAAAAUUACUCUGCAUUAAGAAGUAUUUUAUAAUGGACGAUUUUGACAAUUUGUCGUACACAACUGUUACCGCAGCCGCGUCAAUUUAUCUUGGAAAUUGUGCCAUUAACUCGACCCAUUACAACUCUGUGAGGGAUUCUUUCCUCAAAUCUUUCCAUGAUGAUGGAAAAAAGCAUGAAUUUUUAGAAAAAUAUCACAAAUGUGCCACAAAUCAGGAGAGGAUUGAUCUUUUUAGACCCUACUUUAAUUGGACUUCAGUUCCAACAGAAUUUCUAUCAGGAAGGAUAGGCUGGCAAAAGUCUGCCGCGCUAUCGAACGCCUUGCGCCUCCAAGGGGGCGAAGAAAACGACCACACCCACUCGUUACGUGCGUACAACCUCUCCCUCUCCUUCGCUCCGCCCAAUUCUGUCCAAGAAGCUCUUUCAUAUGCGGCCAGGUCUGCAUUAUUUCAGCGAAUCUCGGAAUUCAAGCUUGCUCAAAGAGAUGCACAUCUGGCUAAAUGCUGUGCAUCCUUUUCUGACCUUGAUGACACCAUUAGACACCAAAUUGAGGAGAGGGCGAAAAAUAAUGCGAACGGAGCAAGCAUCACAGGAAAUUUAACACUGGGGAAAGUUCUAUGCGAAGAUAUGGUCGCGAUGAUAAGGAGAAGUCCAAAUUCUGACAAUUUAUUACAUGGCGCAACAAGUGGAGUUGAGCUCAAAGUUGAUCCCAUUGCUGGGAGGAAAUUAGUCGCGACACGAGAUUUUCCAGCAGGAUCACCCCUCCUCUACGAUGAGCCGUAUGUUAUCCUACCCGAAAAUAUUUUAGGUUGGAACACUUCCCGUUGUUCCACCUGCGCCCAACCAAUUCUCGGUGGUGUGCCUGAUCCACUAUCGCCUUUUGCGACCUACUGUUCGGCCGACUGCUUAUCGAAACCCGCCGCACUUCCGGCAACAAUUCUAUCUUACAUUCAGGCCUGCCCCUCUCUACAUCAGGCCCUCCUCCCACUUACCGUCCUCUACAAACUAUCCCGAACUCAAACUCCCACCCAAAGCUCUGUCCACUCGGACCCCUCUCGAUCACACACCUCCAUCUUUAACCUCAUUCAACACAAGUCGAUCCCCUGGAAAUUCGAUUCUUCUAACUCUGUCCCGCCCGAAUUUACCGCCCUAUUCGUUUCCCAGCUUGCCGCCGAACUCACUACAAAUCUCAGCUCUCCCCUCUUCUACCCGGAUCCCGCCCUCCUUCUCCACUUGUUGGAAUCGCUUCCCUACAACGUCGUCACCUUGUCCACCCCGCCCACAAGUCCGGCGGGAGGAGGUCCCUAUGCGACCGGAGUAUUCAGUAGGAUCGCCCUCGCCAACAGCUCGUGCCACCCGAACGCCUUACUUUACAAAAACUCUCGCUCUCCCGUCGGACUUUUAGUCAGCUGUCGCAGAAUUUCGAAAGGGGAGGAGAUCUUGCUCUGUUACAAGAGCCACUGGAGUCGGGAAUCCAUCCAUGAUAGGAGGGCGUGGCUUCUUACCCAUUACAAAUUUGAUUGCGCAUGCGCCGCUUGUCAAAAAGGAUGGGAAGAAAAGGAUAUGCAGUCUGAGCUAGUUUUCCAGGGUGACUUGCUACAAAAGGCGGCUCAUUUUGAAGAGGAUUUCGAACAGGUUAUAGCUCUAGUGGAGGAGGGCGAAUGGCGGGAAGGAUUUGAUGCUGCGGUACGUUGUUGUGAUCAAAGUGGUCAUUUCGAUCCAAGGUGGGACAUGGUCGUCGCGAUGGAAGAAAUUCUAAGGAGGAUAGUUAUUCAAUUACAGGAAAACUAGUGGGAAUUUUUAUCGAUAAUCAAGUACCUAUGUGCGUAUAUCUGUAUGUGCUGAUUUACUUUACGGGAAAAUAAAUAGUGUCAAAAUGCAAUGCAUCGCAAAUUACUUAUAUUUACAUAGAUGAAGAGGUUUAAAAAUCGCAAAUUGAAUACGUGGAGGAAGGGAAAAUUGAGACGAAAAUUCAAAUCCGCAUACAAGACUAGUUGCUAACCUGGAGAUUAUGCAAGCUUUGACAGACAUACAGAUAAAACACUCCAAAAUUGCAAUCUACACGGAGAAUACAACGGUCACACGAAAUCACAGAUUUUAUGAAAAAAUUAACUUUGUAUUAGUGUCCAAUCACAUUGUUUCACGAUUUUCUAAAAUAAAAUAAUUGAACACCGA
This is a messenger RNA of Folsomia candida, 2346 nucleotides long. RefSeq names its product SET and MYND domain-containing protein 4. Bases 205 to 1962 code for a protein of 585 amino acids. Gene Ontology annotation, molecular function: protein binding. NCBI's taxonomy places the organism in Eukaryota, Metazoa, Arthropoda, Collembola, Entomobryomorpha, Isotomidae. The transcript is spliced from 4 exons. The record is from RefSeq and is a predicted model, not a curated record.